AUGAACCUCUCUGAAGCUCGAGACUUUCUCCGCAAAGAAUCUCUCGAUAUAUUCAACCGCCUCCAUUCGAUAGAUCACGACGUGCGGUUCGUGCAACAGGUACAUGAUAGGUAUCAUGACGUACCUCUGGUUCCAAAUCUCAGAUGCGGAGCUUGGUACGCGGAUCCUCGGAGAGCGAGCAUCGUGCCAGCGUACUUCAAAUCGACGGAUGGACACACCAACAAUUGGAAUUUCAACUUGAGGAGGCCUAAUUUGCAUCUCCUGCCACUUAUUCAGGAACAUACUGGGAUAAUUGUUGUGGAUUCCACUCGAUCAGGAAAGCGUAUGCCAGACGCGUUGUCCAAGACCGUGCCUAUCUGGUGUGCAGUGAUCAAUAGGGCCCUUCUUCCUUCGCAAUCCGGUAAGCAGAACGAUAACUGGGACACGAACCUAUACACGCCCCCGGGCGUCGUCAGCCCUUCCGAACAUAGCCACAUCGAGGCGUUACUCGACGGAUGGGCAGAAUCUCUACGGGCCUCGUCAUACGAGCUGCACAAGCUUAGGCUCCCCCUGCGGCCCAUCUGGAUCACACCAUCGACCUCUGUUUUCCCUGAUAUCGCUAUUGGAGAAGGCGCGCCGUUUUCCCCGGUCAUCUGCGUCUCGGCUUCCCAGUAUGUAAUUGACGGCGUAGAACGACGCGGGCUAGGAUUUUCCUAUGUUCAGGGAUCCGGGGACGACCACGAACUUUGGGGACAAGGUCUUACUCCCAGCAUGUUCUGGGCACAUAAGGAGGAUAUUCUAUCCAAAGCGCGUUCGGAGCUUAAUGAAGUCGUGCGAAAUAUCGUGAAGCGAUCGGCGCCAUACGGACCACAACGUACGAUGCGUUCCCCUACGCCUAUCGCCAGGGUCCAGGGUCGUAUACUCCUGUGUGCGCUCUCUGAUCUCCCAGAAGUACCCACGACGGAGUCUUCACCAAAAAGCGAAGAAUUGUGCUACGUGAUAAUCGACCGUCUUGACGCAUCCGACUUGAAGACGGAAGCUUCGACCCAAUGUCUCCGCAUCACAGCCCGCCCCGGGAAACCCGGACAAGCCGGAUUUCUGCGGAAAGUUCUACCGCAGUCGACCACGUUCGUCGGGGAAAAGCUACGAGCCGGACUUCGCAUCUGCAUAUGCUGUGAAAGCGGCCGAGACCUCAGCGUCGGCGUCGCUCUCGCGGCAAUCCAACUCUUUUUCGACGACAACGGCCAAUUGAUUACUGUCGGGCAGCAAUCUUGCUGCACCAAGAAGACCAUCAAAACACGAUUAGAAUGGAUUAUCGCCAGCCGAGCCGAAGCCAACCCCUCUCGUGCCACCCUUCAACGCGUGAACGAGUUUCUUCUAUCCCCUCCAUCUUUCUGGCAGUUUGAGAAGAUGGCAUCUCAUCCGGUCUAG
This is a messenger RNA of Punctularia strigosozonata HHB-11173 SS5, 1410 nucleotides long. RefSeq names its product initiator tRNA phosphoribosyl transferase. Gene Ontology annotation, cellular component: cytoplasm. The coding region runs from base 1 to 1410 and encodes 469 amino acids. Gene Ontology annotation, biological process: charged-tRNA amino acid modification. Lineage: Eukaryota; Fungi; Basidiomycota; Agaricomycetes; Corticiales; Punctulariaceae. The transcript has 5 exons. Gene Ontology annotation, molecular function: tRNA adenosine(64)-2'-O-ribosylphosphate transferase activity. The record is from RefSeq and is a predicted model, not a curated record.